UUAAAACAUAAUCUUAACAAGAUAGACAUUUUCCUCUUUAAGGAAUCUGCAGUUGACUGUUUAAAAAUGGCAGAAGAAAAGAAAAAGAUUCAUUGUCUACAUGUCUGUGGACAUAUUGGAGCUAUGAUAGAAGAAUCAGCCGAAAAGAAAUUCGAGGAGACAAUGAAAGGAAAGAGAAAUAUAACAUGUAACACUUCCCAGAAUAGUGAUCAACUACACGAGCUUUAUAAAGACAAGGUGAAAGGAACACAGCCUAGUGAAGAAAAGGUUAAAAUGAUGAAGGAAUUAAUGGAGGCCAUAGAGCACGCACAACUCGUGCAUAGUAAUACCAUACUUCGUGCGAAACAGGAAGAGUCCGGACUAAAACGCCACCCAUCUACAUUGAGUCACAUGCACCACGACGACAGUGACAGUGAACCGGAAGUUGAAGAAGACAAACCUCACCCAAAAGAGAUUGAUACUACAGAUACAACCGAUGAAAACCUAACAACGGAUCCAGUCGAGACGAACGCUGCGGAUACAACUGCGGUGUCUGAUGAUGUCAAAACAACGGAACCAGUCGAGACGAACGCUGUAGAUACCGCCGCAGUGUCUGAUGAAGUCAAAACAACGGAACCAGUCGAGACGAACGCUGUAGAUACCGCCGCAGUGUCUGAUGAAGUCAAUCAAACCAACGCAGCUCCAUAGAGGAACCUGAUAAAAUGUUGACGAUACGUGACAUCAAUGAUGACCAGUAAUUUGAUAUAUGAAUAAAAUUUGAAGAAAAAAAAAA
Messenger RNA from Ruditapes philippinarum (Manila clam), 772 nucleotides. RefSeq lists its product as uncharacterized. The transcript has 4 exons. NCBI's taxonomy places the organism in Eukaryota, Metazoa, Mollusca, Bivalvia, Venerida, Veneridae. The record is from RefSeq and is a predicted model, not a curated record. Bases 67 to 687 code for a protein of 206 amino acids.